AUGGAUGGUCCUAACUAUGGCGCCAACGGCGACGCCGACGAGAACACUCCUCUGGUCAAUGAGAGCACAUCGCGUUUGGGCAACAUGAAGAGCUUGCGCACGCGUGUGGCAUCCUAUAAGGACGACGAUAGAGCCUGGGUCAGCUAUCCCAUGAGCUUCCUUUACACCACCUGGGCCGUCCUUGCCAGCAACUAUGUCAACAUCCUGCUCGUCUUUGUCCCUGUCGGUAUUGCCCUCGGAGCCUUGGGCAUGAACCCUACCGCCGUAUUCGUUGUCAACUUCCUGGCUAUUGUUCCUCUUGCUGCUCUUCUGAGUUUUGCUACCGAAGAGCUCAGUGUGAAGCUAGGCCAGACAAUUGGUGGUCUCAUGAACGCGACUUUCGGAAAUGCUGUCGAAUUGAUCAAAGGCGAAAUUCGCAUUGUUCAGGCCAGUAUGCUCGGCAGUAUCCUCUCCAACAUCCUUCUCGUUCUUGGCUGCUGUUUCCUCUGUGGUGGCUGGAGACACCAGGAGCAGUCUUUCAACUCGACCGUUGCUUCGACCAUGUCCUCCCUUAUGGCUGUCGCUUCUGCCUCCUUGAUCAUCCCUGCCACUCUUUACGCAGCUCUGGCCAAUUCCAAGGAGCGCACCGACGACAACAUCCUCAUUCUCUCCCACGGCACUGCUAUCAUCAUGCUCAUUCUCUACUGUCUCUACCUUUUCUUCCAGCUCAAGACUCACGCCAACUUGUUCGACGAGGAGCAGCAGGAUGGAGAGGAUGACAAGGAACCCGAGGUCCUGAAGCCUGUUCCCGCCGCCAUCGCACUUGUCAUUAUCACAGUUGCUGUCGCAGUCUGUGCCGAGUACCUGGUUGACUCGAUCGAUGCUAUCGUUGAAGAGGCGCACAUUUCGAAGACAUUUAUUGGUCUGAUCCUCCUGCCCAUUGUCGGAAACGCAGCAGAACACGUCACAGCAUGUGUUGUUGCGUACAAGAACAAGAUGGACCUUGCCAUUGGUGUUGCGAUCGGAUCUUCGCUCCAGAUUGCUCUGUUUGUCACUCCUUUCCUUGUCCUCCUCGGAUGGGCCAUGGGACAGCCCAUGACUUUGCACUUCCAGAUGUUCGAGACUGUUGUCUUCUUUGUCAGUGUUCUCGUGGUUAACUACCUGAUUGCCGAUGGAAAGAGCAACUACCUCGAAGGAGCCAUGUGCAUUGGUACAUACAUCAUCAUCGCCCUAGCUAUGUGGGUGUACCCCGACGAUGCCGGCGACCCGAUCUCCAAGCCUAAACUCUUCUAA
Messenger RNA from Aureobasidium musti, 1272 nucleotides. NCBI's taxonomy places the organism in Eukaryota, Fungi, Ascomycota, Dothideomycetes, Dothideales, Saccotheciaceae. The record is from the annotation of a GenBank genome assembly.